AUGGGUGCUAGAGUAUCCCUCGAACACUGCGCAUUUGCAAGAAUUUUGAAUCUGCCAAGCACAGGACUGAGGGACCCAUUGUGGUCAUUGCAAGCUCGUUCGCUAUCCGAAUUUUCGGAAUCGUUCGACUUUCGUAUUUGCAUUAGGAAGAUCACCAUUCUAAGCAUGUUCAAAUACGCUGCCGUCGCAUUUGCGGUCUUUGCCGCUUCUGAAGCAAUCUUCUUCGGUGGUGGCGGAGGAGGAGGAGGAGGCUGCUGCCCUCCUCCAGCCCCGGCUCCAUGCUGCCCACCUCCAGCUCCUUGCUGUCCACCUCCAGCUCCACCUCCAGCCCCAUGCUGCCCACCUCCUGCACCAUCCUGCGGCGGCGGUGGUGGAGGAUGCGGAGGAGGUGGUGGAGGCGGUGGCGGUGGAUACGCCGUCGCUCCCAUGGGUGGUGGUGGCGGUUACCCAAUGGGCGGCGGUGGUGGCUACCCAUCCGGAGGCGGUGGUGGCUAUGCUAUGGCUGGAGGAGCCGGAGGCGGUGGCGGUUAUGCUUCAUCUGGAGGAGGUGGAGGAGCCUACCCAUCCGGAGGUGGCGGUGGCGCUUAUGCUACUGGCAAGUAA
Cylicocyclus nassatus is the source of this 603-nucleotide messenger RNA. The record is from the annotation of a GenBank genome assembly. Lineage: Eukaryota; Metazoa; Nematoda; Chromadorea; Rhabditida; Strongylidae.